AUGGCGAAGCUCCUCCUUCUCCUCCCGAUCCUCCUCUUCCUGACGCCCCUCGCCUCCGCCGAGAUCAAGAACCUCAAAAUCUCCGCUGAUUCCCGGCCCAUGAUCCUCUUCGAGCGGUUCGGGUUCACGCACACCGGACAGGCCACAAUCACCGUCUCGGCGGUCUCCGUCAUGUCCGCCGUCGGCUCGCCGGAUCCUUCCAGGUUAGGUUUCUUCCUCCUCUCCGAAGAAUCCCUGAUCCAGGUGCUCCUCGAGCUCCAAUCGAACCCUUCCUUUUGCGUCCUCGACUCUAAAUACAUCAAUCUUCUCUUCACUUUCCGAGAUCUGUCUCCUCCGCCACACUCCUCGUUCAACCACUCGUACCCGAUCACCGCCCCGAACGAGUACUCGCUGUUCUUCGCCAACUGCGCCCCCGAAUCUACGGUGACGAUGAAUGUGCGCACGGAGCUUUACAACCUCGACGGCCUUGGUAGAGAGAAGGACUAUUUGUCUGCUGGGCUGACCCAAUUGCCGUCGCUCUACUUCUGCUUUUCUGUUCUGUAUUUUGCGUUCUUGGCCUAUUGGAUCUAUACCUGCUUGCAAAAUAAGAAGUCUGUGCACAGGAUUCAUUUGCUCAUGGGGCUUCUUGUGAUUAUGAAGGCACUGAAUUUGCUCUGUGCUGCAGAGGACAAACAUUAUGUGAAGGUCACAGGGACGCCUCACGGAUGGGAUGUAUUGUUUUAUAUUUUCCAGUUUAUUCGGGUCGUGUUGCUGUUCACUGUGAUUGUUCUGAUUGGUACCGGGUGGUCGUUUUUGAAGCCCUUUUUGCAGGAGAAGGAGAAAAAGGUGUUGAUGAUUGUGAUCCCAUUGCAAGUCUUGGCAAAUGUUGCCUCGAUUGUGAUUGGGGAGACUGGUCCCUUUAUCAAGGAUUGGGUAACUUGGAAUCAGGUUUUCUUGUUGGUUGAUAUUAUAUGCUGCUGUGCGAUUAUUUUCCCGAUUGUUUGGUCCAUUAGGUCUUUGAGGGAGACAUCGAAGACUGAUGGGAAGGCCGCAAGGAAUCUGGCAAAGCUUACACUUUUUAGACAGUUUUACAUUGUUGUUAUUGGGUACUUGUACUUCACUAGGAUUGUGGUGUUUGCACUCAGGACAAUUGCUGCUUAUAAGUACCAGUGGGUGGCUAGUGCAGCCGAGGAGAUUGCCAGUCUUGCUUUCUAUGCUAUAAUCUUUUACAUGUUUAGGCCGGUUGAGAAGAAUGAGUACUUUGCACUCGAUGAUGAGGAAGAAGAGGCUGCAGAGAUGGCUCUUAAGGAUGAAGAAUUUGAGCUUUGA
This is a messenger RNA of Striga hermonthica, 1308 nucleotides long. The record is from the annotation of a GenBank genome assembly. Lineage: Eukaryota; Viridiplantae; Streptophyta; Magnoliopsida; Lamiales; Orobanchaceae.